This is a messenger RNA of Rhipicephalus microplus (southern cattle tick), 2737 nucleotides long. It is a transcript of the gene tos, whose product is annotated as Exonuclease tos. Gene Ontology annotation, biological process: DNA recombination; mismatch repair. Gene Ontology annotation, molecular function: 5'-3' DNA exonuclease activity; DNA binding; metal ion binding. NCBI's taxonomy places the organism in Eukaryota, Metazoa, Arthropoda, Arachnida, Ixodida, Ixodidae. The record is from RefSeq and is a predicted model, not a curated record. Gene Ontology annotation, cellular component: nucleus.
UUGGUCAAGUGAUUUAGCGCGCUUUCCUGACAGUAGUGGCCGAAAAAGUUGCUAUGUGCUGCGAGGACGAUUUGAGCAAACGGGUUUAGAGUAAUUGAAUCACUUUUACGCAUUUACGAAGCAACGAACUUAGGUAUCGUCGAAAACGAUGGGAAUUCAAGGCUUGUUACCGUUCGUCCAAAAGGCGACGAGGCCAGCAAAUGUGAAAGAGUUCAGCGGGCACAUUGCAGCCGUGGACACCUACUGCUGGCUACACAAAGGCGCAUUUUCGUGCGCCGAACGGCUUGUGAAGGGCGAAAAGACCGAUGCGUAUGUGAGCUACUGCAUGAAGAUGGCAGACUUGCUGUUAGAGUGCGGCGUGCGGCCGAUCUUGGUUUUCGACGGACGGCAUUUGCCAUCGAAGAAGGGGACGGAAAAAAAGCGAAGGGAACAGCGGGAAAUCAACAGACAGAAAGCGAAGCAGUUUCUCAUUGAAGGAAAGAUUCAGCAGGCACGGGAAUGCUACCAGAGAGCUGUUGACGUCACAUCCACCAUGGCUCAUGAAGUCAUUGUGGAGUGCAGAAGGAGAGGCAUUGACUACAUCGUAGCGCCAUACGAAGCAGAUGCCCAACUCGCUUACCUGGCACAAUGCAAGCUGGCUGAUAUCGUCAUCACAGAAGAUUCUGACCUCAUCCUCUUUGGAUGCGAAAAGGUUUUGUUUAAGAUGGACCGAGCCGGGUUUGGCCAGUUGUAUGAGAAAUCGAGACUGGGUGAAUGUUUUGGACAGCUGGCGGACCGCUUUACCCACGACAAGUUUCGGCAGAUGUGCAUCCUUUCUGGUUGCGACUAUCUCCCUUCCCUGCCUGGCAUCGGCUUAGGAAAAGCCAGCAAGUUUUUCAAGCUCAUCACCAAUCCCAAUAUCCGAGCUACAUUGCCCAAGCUUCCAUCGUACCUCAAAAUGCCGGCCCUCUGCGUGGAUGAGCAGUACGUUGAAGACUUCCUCAAAGCUGAGAACACGUUCCGCCAUCAACUUGUGUUCUGUCCCAUCCGGAAUGAACUGGUACCACUGAGUCCCUACGACCCCAAUGUUGACCCCACAGACAUGACCUAUGCUGGACAACAACUUCCUAGGGAGCAGGCUUUUGACAUAGCAGUAGGGAAUAUCGAUGUCAAUACUGGGCAGAAGAUUGACAACUACUACCCAAAGGAUGGGAAGAUACUGCAAGAGAGAAGUAGUCAGGAUCGUAAAGUUAAGCCCAAGAAUGAUGUAGAAGCAAAGGACAAGACUCCGAGAAGACUUGGUGCAUUUGAAGUUUCCGAGCGGAGGUUAGCGCGACCGACAACUCCAAGAACACCAACAAGGCAGCCACAGCGUCCCACGAAGCCUCUUAGUUCAGUGGAAAACAUUGAUGCAGAAUAUGAAAAGCAAGAACGCCCUUGCCAACAACAAGAAGCAAACUUGAUUGGAAGUUGUGAUCGAAGCAGCACAAUGGAAACUUCUCCCGUCCGUCAGAAUGAACCGGGGAAUGUUUUCAAAGCAACGCCGAAGCAAGUUGUUCGUAGCAGGUUUUUCUCAUCGCCAGCGACUCCUCGGUCACCAAACAAAAAGCUUACAGAAUGGCAAAUUCAGCUUUCAAAACCUGUUUCUGAUGGCAGUCAAGUUGUGCCUAGCAAACUCCCACAUAGCAAUGCAUCACAGGGCAAAUUUCAGUGGCGGUCAAGUCUCGUGCCACAGGGGGCUUCAUCCACACCAGUUUCUAAGCAAGCGUCGACACCGUUCAAGCGACUGCGGCUGAGCAUGUCUGCGUUGGAAGGUAGUAGAAAACCUUCAUGCGUCUUCGGCCCAGAAGCGAAAGAACACCGCAAAAGUGUAGGAGAGUUGGAGGCAGAUAACAAUGCUAGUCAGUGUAGUAGCUUUGGCCAGCCAGAGUCCUCAAGUUUGCCAGAACAUAACUUCAGCGAGCCACCAACAUCUAACAGGAGCUCACCCACUAAAAACACAGAUAGCUCACAAGCUGCGCAGCGCCCCAAGUCUCUCUUUGAGGUUCUAGAAGAAAAGCACCGAUCUGCACAGAUGCCAAAUGCCACUUCGCCUCCUGCAAAGUUCAAAAACCCCUUUGCAAAAACACCAACAUUGCCUCCUACGAGAGAUCUCACAGUUCUAGGAUCAGAUGAAGAAGACCCUAUGCCGCCGAGUUGUCGGAAGAUAACAAUGCAAAAAGAUUUUUCUUUGACAAAAAUGCAAAAAGCCACUUUUUCAAUAUUAGAUGAGCUGGAAGAAAGUGAAGAGUCUCCAAUCCCGAAGUUCAAAGGCAGCUGUGAAUCCUCCGAAGCACAAGGAAACUCGUCCCAAGAUUUGGAUUACCCAAAUUCGCUAGAAGAUGAGUCGCCAUGGCCUUCCAGACCAGCAGUCAUACAAGACCCCUGCGCAACUGAUGUGAAUGAAGACAGUGAUGAUGAUGACCUAAUGGUGACUAGUGCCAUCAUUGUAAAUAGACCCCUUGACACACCAAAGCACCUCAUCGCUAAGCCACGAAUUCCAUCGAAGCCCAUCAAGAAAGUACUAUCAAAGCAACGACGCCUUGGUCUUUCGAAGUCUGGUAUGAAGAAGGAUAUCAGCCAACCAAGUUUGUUAGAAAGUCUUGCCAAGUUCCAAUUCAAGAAAUCAUGUGUGUAAAUAAAGUGCAAGCUUUGUAAUGUAUAUGUUUUGUAGACUUCAUAGACAAGAAUCUAUAAAAGGAGCUUCUAGAUAUUGCUA